Xyrauchen texanus (razorback sucker) is the source of this 2249-nucleotide messenger RNA. RefSeq names its product GDP-mannose pyrophosphorylase B (gene gmppb). Gene Ontology annotation, cellular component: cytoplasm. Bases 227 to 1309 code for a protein of 360 amino acids. Gene Ontology annotation, biological process: GDP-mannose biosynthetic process; cell wall mannoprotein biosynthetic process. NCBI's taxonomy places the organism in Eukaryota, Metazoa, Chordata, Actinopteri, Cypriniformes, Catostomidae. The record is from RefSeq and is a predicted model, not a curated record. Gene Ontology annotation, molecular function: GTP binding; mannose-1-phosphate guanylyltransferase (GTP) activity. The transcript has 10 exons.
UUUACUAGUACACGUCAUUCAAUCUGUCAGAAAGAAACUCGAUUAAACAGCAAACAGUGUUCAUUAUUGAGAGUGAGGAUUAAACGCCUGCACCUUGAAUUGAUGUGAAUCUCAAUAUAAGAGUCGAAUCACUGCAGCAGCUGAAUCAUUAUUGGGUUCUGUUAGUACAUGAUCAUCCCUGAUGCACCUGUGACCAGCUGACUACUUCCUCUUUUACUGACCUACAAUGAAAGCUCUGAUUCUAGUUGGUGGUUAUGGCACGAGGUUACGACCUCUCACACUUACCGUGCCCAAACCGCUGGUGGAGUUCUGCAAUAAACCCAUCCUGCUGCAUCAGGUGGAGGCUUUAGUCAAGGCUGGAGUUCAUCAUGUGAUUCUUGCGGUGAGCUAUAUGUCCGAGUUGCUGGAGCGAGAGAUGAGAGCUCAGGAGAAAAGACUUGGAAUUAAAAUCUCCCUUUCACAUGAGAAAGAACCUCUAGGCACUGCUGGUCCUCUUGCUUUGGCCCGCGAGCUGCUGACCGACAGCGAGGAACCUUUCUUCGUCCUCAACAGUGACGUCAUCUGUGAUUUCCCCUUUGAAGACAUGCUAAAGUUCCACCAGCAGCAUGGCAAAGAGGGCACCAUUGUUGUGACUAAAGUGGAAGAGCCGUCUAAGUAUGGUGUGGUAGUUUAUGAAGGGGACAUUGGACGGAUACAUCGCUUUGUAGAGAAGCCUCAAGUGUUUGUCUCCAAUAAAAUCAAUGCAGGGAUGUACAUCUUCAGUCCUGCCAUGCUCCGAAGAAUCCAGUUGCGACCCACCUCCAUAGAGAAGGAGAUCUUUCCUGUGAUGGCAGAGGAGGGACACCUGUUUGCCAUGGAGCUGCAAGGGUUCUGGAUGGACAUCGGUCAGCCAAAAGACUUCCUGACGGGCAUGUGCAUGUAUCUACAGUCCGUACGGCAACAGGCGCCUGAGAGGCUCCGCUCUGGACUGGGUUUCCUUGGAAACGUCCUUGUGGACCCUACAGCAGUGAUUGGGGAGAACUGUACCAUUGGGCCGAAUGUGACAAUUGGUGCCGGGGUCGUUCUGGAGGACGGGGUGAGAAUAAAGCGCUGUACUGUCCUGAAGGGGGCACACAUCCGCUCUCAUUCCUGGCUGGAGUCAUGUAUUGUGGGGUGGAGCUCGUCAGUGGGUCAGUGGGUGCGAAUGGAGAACGUUUCAGUUCUGGGUGAAGAUGUUAUCGUCAAUGAUGAACUUUACAUCAACGGUGCCAAUGUUCUGCCUCACAAGUCCAUCACAGACUCUGUUCCUGAACCUCGGAUCAUCAUGUGAGACGGUCUCGCACACCCUUCACCAAGUGCCCCAGUGUGUGUUUGAGUUGAAUGCUCUGUGACAAAGAAAAUCAGCUGCUUCAAGCCUGAUGGGAAUGAGAUGGCUGGAGUAUUUGAAGUUUGCUGUUACUGAUUGUGGUGUUUAUAUUGUUAGAUGGGUAUAACGUCUGCAAGUGAAGAUCACACAAUCCUAAGAAGUCGAAUGCCGUUUCUCCCUUCUAAAGAUAUGAAAUGUGUUCUUGGACUGAAAAUAACAUUAUUCGGCACAAGAUGAAUGUUAUUUCCCUUGAAUUUGUCAUUUUGUUUUUGUUCAGGUUUAACCUGCUUUUUGUACAUUUUGUUUGUUGAGACACCACUAGACUGCCUAUGUUUCUUUCUGUUAUCAUUCUAUCAGUAUGUUUUUUCUUUUCUUUUACAGAAGUGUAAUGCUUUCAGGAUGAAACUGUAAAGAAACCGUUCACACAAAUAUAAAAAUUUGGUCAUCCGCCUAAAUUCGGUCCUCAUUUUGGAGCUUGACAGCCCCAGUGCACGUACACUUCCAUUAUUUGGAAUAAUGUGGCGAAGAGCUUCUCUAAAAAUGCAACUUUUGAGUCCAUAUUGCUUUGGAAUGAUUGAGACUGAGUAAAUAAAAGAAUUUAUAUCUUCAGGUGAACUAUGUCUUUAAAUGACAUGACUGUAGAAUGAGUGAAAUAUAUUUGUAUGCGUCAUACCCAUGAUGCAACAGCAGAUCAAACCAUGUACACACUACACCUCAAGAGUAACUAACUGUAGUAUGUACUAUAUUAUUCAAUUGUUUUUUUUUUGUUCAUGCAUAACCUUUAGAUAAAAAUGGCAGUGUGUAGAAAUGUAAGGAAUACUCACUGUGCAGAUUAACAAACAUUGACGACGUCUCUGUACCAAAUAGUAGUCUUUUCUAUCAAUGUAAACCAAUUAAACUAUGU